Molecule: messenger RNA, 643 nt
Organism: Anastrepha obliqua
Lineage: Eukaryota; Metazoa; Arthropoda; Insecta; Diptera; Tephritidae
Exons: 1
Coding region: 235-423 (62 amino acids)
Source: RefSeq, a predicted model, not a curated record
GAUAUUAAAGGACGUGCCAAAUAGUGUGCUCGCUCAAAUAACGAAAUAAGAACAAAGGGUCCAUGAACACUUUUGCAAUUUAACUGUUUAUUGAACCCACAAAUUGAACUGAAAAUAAGAUAUAAUGAAAGAAACUAAAAAAUGCAUGUAGUUGGAGUUCUUAUUGGAACAGAAUCAAAGUAAAUGUCAAAAAUUAAAAGAGCCUAGCAAAUAUUAAAUCAUACAACAACAAAAAUGUGUCUGUAUUUGGGUGCUAUGGAUCAUUUAAUAGACAUUGCAGCUUAUUGUGUCUGUCGGAUUGUUGAAAUAUCCUUUGUGGUGUUUGUAAUGAUGUGUGGCGCCAAAACGAAGUUCCUGUCUACGGUCUACAGCGGCAUAAGCGGUGGAAAUAUUUGCAGAUGUUGCUCCACGGCGGAUACGUAACAAUGUUGAAAUGGAAUUUCUUUAAUAGAGCAGCAUUUUAUUACAUCAAAAAGCGCUUGUCUGUUGGGAAAGUGAAUUAAGGCAAACUCAAAAAACAAACAAAAAUCAAAAACAAAAAUUCUUUACAAACAAUUAAACUGAAAAUGGAAAAAAACUUAGAUUGACAUAUAAACUUGUAUCAUUUUUUAUGAAAUACGGUAAAUGCAAUGAAUAAAUUUUG